Messenger RNA from Octopus sinensis (East Asian common octopus), 549 nucleotides. RefSeq lists its product as uncharacterized. The transcript has a single exon. Bases 1 to 549 code for a protein of 182 amino acids. The record is from RefSeq and is a predicted model, not a curated record. NCBI's taxonomy places the organism in Eukaryota, Metazoa, Mollusca, Cephalopoda, Octopoda, Octopodidae.
AUGAUGGAUAGUAUUGAUGAAUACUUCAGUGUUGUUGGUCUCAGGAGGAAUUCUGAAAAAUCUGCAACCAAUCUGAAUUAUGUUAAAGAAACUAGAAACCUUGACGGAUAUGAUCGAUAUCAAUAUCUGGGAGUCCUGGAGGAUAAAGGAAGCAAUGUAUUGAAGCAUGAAGUUAUGAAAAAAAUUGCAGAAAAUGUAAAUAAGAGAAUUGAAAGCUUAGUGAACACGAAGCUAAAUGCAGUGAAUCUAUUCAAGGCGAUUAAUGAAUAUUUUCUAUCACUUUACAAUUACUAUAUUGGACUAAUUGACAUUGAGCAACACGAGUUUCAAGCCAUUGAUACCGAAGUUCGAAGGAUUCUAUCUAAUUUACAUGUUCAUCUGAAACCUGCAAAUAAGGAAAGAUUAUAUAUAAGCAGAUCUAACUUUGUUAGAGGACUUAAUUCAAUUGUCCAUAAAAGUGAAUGCAUGUUAUACCAAUUUUUGACUGAUCUUGAAAGAAAGUCUACAAUGUGUCUCAGAAAGUCUGGAAUCUUGCGGGUCUUAAAAUAA